Molecule: messenger RNA, 3673 nt
Organism: Dermacentor albipictus
Lineage: Eukaryota; Metazoa; Arthropoda; Arachnida; Ixodida; Ixodidae
Product: tudor domain-containing protein 3-like
Cellular component (GO): nucleus
Molecular function (GO): protein binding
Source: RefSeq, a predicted model, not a curated record
ACCUGUGGGCAAACGCUGUGAGCGGUUGAGUGAAAGCAGUGAAAGUUCGGCCACUGGUUGAGACGUCAGUCCGUGAGUUCGAGGAGUUGCUCUGAGUUGCUGAGCCGUUGGAAUUGGUCGCGAAUGUGGAUCAUGUGGAGUGUUUGAGAUUCCUGUUGCUCCGGUAAAAUGCUUGUUCUUGAUCGCUCCGUACCAAAGCUGGUUUGGCCAUUGCGAGAUCAAGGACCAUAGAAACGUGAAAGCGGGACGAGCUAAGUCCAGCGGGUUGGACUGUUAUAUUUUGCACGAGGCUGAGGGUGCUGAAAAUGGGGCUGCCAGAGGAGCUGAAAGAUCGUGGAUGGUUCUUGAGCGCCGAAGGACUCGAAGAAUGCAUAGAAAGCUUGGAGAAUCCCAAGCCGGAAGACGUAAUCCGGAAAGCAGUGAACUUUGAUUUAGCCGAUAUUGGAGAAGGUGGCCUGCCAGAAGAUGUCUCGAGGAACAAAGUGGAUUCGAUAACAGGGCCAGUGGUUGUUCAAAUUCAGAAGAUACGAAAUGUUGCUGCGCCCAAGAGUAACCCAGAAUCGGACCAUUCGCCCAGGCUACUGCGACUGCAUCUGUACGACGGAACUUCAUACUGCAGUGCCAUUCAAUGGGGACGGUGGAACAACAUAAGUCUUUCUACACCCCCUGGCAGCAAGAUCCUCCUCAAGAGUGAACCAAUACCUGUUGUGAAUGGUUUCCUUCUGCUGGCAGAACAUAAUUUUAAAUUCUUGGGUGGCAAUGUGGCACAUCUUAUCGAAAAAUGGGAGCUGGCCAAGAACUUGAGCCACCACAAACGUACCGCUGGGGAAGAAGGCGGUGCUCCUCCUUGGGUUCCCUUUGGGCAGAAGAUAGAUGCAAGCAGGCUUAAGAACCUCAAAGGCGGGUUCAAGUCUAUGGACCUUUGCCAGAAGGAUACCAAACCAAAUGAAUCUUUUGAGAAACAUCGACAGAUGACAAUAGCCGAGAUAUCUCGAGCAAAGGAAGGAAAAGUGAAAGUUUUUGGUGGUGGAAAGCAGCAACCCCAAGAUGGAGACAUUGCUCAGCUGGUUGGCCUUGGCUACUCUGUGGAUGCUGCUGUUAGUGCUCUGAAAACACACAACUGUGACAUUGCUGCUGCAAUGCAAGCAUUGGAGUUGUCUGACCGAAAUAGGAGAGAGCGGGCCAACCGACCAGAAACAGGACGAAAGCGAAGAGAGCCAAGGGAACGUGAUUCAGGUGAUGAGAAAGCUCCUAGUCGACCAUCGGGGCCUAGCACCCUCUUUGAUUACUUGCAGAACCAGAUCUCUCUUCCAAAAGUGCCUGAUGUAGAAGAUUCCCACCUGGGUGACCAACCUUCCGAGGUCCACUCUACACACGACCACUCUAAUCGUGGAGGCCACAGCAGCUCAAAGGGCCGUGCAAAUGGACCGUCAAGCAACAGUGGCCGCUUUGGUCAGCCGCAGCAGCAUCCGCCAUCCCAGCGGUAUCGUGGGCAUAAAGAAUCAUCGAGAGGGGAAGGCGAUCACUCGUACCAGAACCAUCUGCACGAUGGGUUUUCUUCCGGCUUUUAUUCCAACAAUGCAGGCCCUUACAACAGGCACAGGGUCUCUCAAGAAAGUGGUGGGCCACCUCAGCAAUCACGGACUUAUCAAGGGAACCACAACAAUCGGAGUCACCCACGGCAGUCCCCAGUUGAUGGGGGGGACAGACGGCGCAUGCCUCAGGCUUGCGACUUGGCACCUGGCUCAAGACCUGCACCCCGUGGCAGUGACCGUAGCUUUUCCGACUCAAAGUCAUCUGGCACCAAACGGCUUUUCUCUGGACAGAAGGUGCUGGCCAAGUAUUGGGAAGACGGCAAGUUCUACCGGGCCCUGGUGCACGAGGUGUCGGCCAACGGCAACACGUGCGUGGUCAAGUUCGUCGACUACGGCAACCACGAGGAGGUGCUCUGCUCGGACGUGCAGACCGUGUCGCUCGCCCAAUGGGACAAGGGCCAGUCUAGCUCGUCUCGACAGGAGUACCACCGCCAGGCCGGAAGCGGUGGCACAGCCGGUGGCGGCGGAGGUGGCGGCAGCCAACACGGCCCGCCUCCUCAGCAGCACCAGCAGCACCAGCAGCAGUUUAGCAGCAGUCGGGACUCUGAGGACUACCGUUACCUAGAAGCGAUGAUGCAGAACGAGGCGGCCAACGCCGCCGCCUCGCAGCAGCCGCAGCAGCAACACCACCACCAACAGCCGCAGCAGCACCACCAGCCGAACUACCACCAUCACCAGCAGCAACAGCAGCACAAUUACCAGCAGCAGCAGCAACAUCACCAUCAGCCUCAGUAUCAGCCACAGCAGCAUCAUCACCGGCCGCCGACGGACGGCUACGAACACGGCGGGUAUCGACAGAGGCCGCCGCCGCAGCACCACAAGCCACAGCAUCACCAGCCGCCACCGUUUGGCGGAGGACAAGGGCGCCCGCAGCAGCAGUACUAUCAGCCGCCCGCGCAGCGGCGUCAGCCUCCCACCUGAGCCUGUCGGCGGAAUUCUGUAGGGUCGUCUGCGGGCGUGUUAGGAACGGUGGCGCCGCAAUCGGGAGGUGACUACGACGCAUGCAGCGACCGUGGCCACUGCCGUGAAUAAACGUAAAACAAGUGCCUGUGCACUCCUCUCGGAGGGCCGGUAAACCCGGCGGAAUGUCAUCUCUGGACGCUCAGCCAAAAAGGAAAAAAGAAAGAAGAAACGAAACUCGCAGUACUUAGCUUGUAAGAUCCCAUGAAAUUACCCAUACGGAAGGGGUAUAGAGAGAGAGGCGCAGGUGUGUGGAUAACUUUACGUAUACCUAUUGCUGCCGUAUUACCACCAUGCCACGUCGUAGAUAGGAGACUCAGCGCUGGAGGCGAUAUCUUGUCGAGCUGUGGUUAAUAAUGCGCCGUGUUAAACCUGCCAUUGCGACGGGCAAAUGCGCCGCGUAAAACUAAGAAUAAUGAUUUUUCUGUGACGGCAGAACUUUCGUGCCAGAAGAUACGCAAAGGUGAUCAAUUCGGCCACAACUAUGGCGCACCUUAAACAGAGCCAUACGAAGCAUCGAAACUAACGCUGUAGUGAGCAGUGUCGCUUUUGCGUGGUGGUGGUAAUAUGUCAUUUCUGUUGUGUCUACGGUUAUCUAUAACUCACGGUCAUUCCUGUAAAGGCCUUGCAUUCAGAGUGGCAUGGUUAGCUGGUGAAAUACGGGACUCCUUCGGCCUGCGACUCAAAUAGAAUCUGUACCGUGUGCUAGGGUCUGUGAGGGCGCUCCGAACGCUCGGAACCUUUAGAGGCUGCGGCUAGAAGAUUGGCAGGAGGAAUAGAGUUGUGGAGGGAAAAAAAGCAACCGGCAUGAUUGAAAGCUUGCACAAGGUUUUCCUUGACUUUGGCAGCAGUGCUUGGGAUCUACUAUACCUCGUCGCGUGGCCCCUUCAUCCACCUCCAUCCUAUGGCAUUCUGCCUUUUCCUAUGUUUGCAGAUCUUUCAAAAUUCCUUGUUUCCCCAGAGUCGUUUUAUUGUGGCUGGCCUUCGCCAUCGUCAAAUUUAUUUUUCUUCAACAAUAAACGUUGUUCUUGCAUGGCGCGGGCGAUGGUGGUUCUCGUGCCAGCCAGAGAAAGCAAUACUGACUGCGUCGUUUCAUUUUUUUUUUACGUUUAAUUUAA